Messenger RNA from Cephus cinctus (wheat stem sawfly), 4465 nucleotides. RefSeq names its product structural maintenance of chromosomes protein 3 (gene SMC3). The coding region runs from base 219 to 3827 and encodes 1202 amino acids. Gene Ontology annotation, cellular component: chromosome. Gene Ontology annotation, biological process: mitotic sister chromatid cohesion. The record is from RefSeq and is a predicted model, not a curated record. The transcript is spliced from 18 exons. Gene Ontology annotation, molecular function: double-stranded DNA binding; protein binding; ATP hydrolysis activity. Lineage: Eukaryota; Metazoa; Arthropoda; Insecta; Hymenoptera; Cephidae.
GAUCAGUUGCCUCUUUGGUAUUAUCUAGUAAACAUUUAUUUUUCGGAUCGGUCGAAUAUUUGUAUUAUAUGAGUUCAUAAAUAAUGUAUUUGUAAUCAACAUUUUGUGGAUUUAUCGGAUGAUCCAACUGCAUUUUGUGAAACUCCGAACCAGAUGAGGAUGAUAGUGUAGUGAUAGGAUGGACAUACAAUCUCUGAACAAAUAUCUGACAACUAACAAUGUACAUUAAACAGGUCAUUAUUCAGGGCUUUAAGUCCUAUCGUGAACAAACUGUUGUGGAGCCUUUUGAUCCUCGCCAUAAUGUAGUAGUUGGCAGAAAUGGGUCUGGGAAGAGUAACUUCUUCUAUGCUAUUCAAUUCGUUUUGAGCGAUGAAUUUUCUCACUUGAGACCAGAACAACGUCAAGCUUUGUUGCAUGAGGGUACAGGACCACGUGUUAUUUCUGCUCAUGUAGAAAUAAUAUUUGAUAAUGCAGAUGGAAGGCUGCCGAUUGAUAAAGAUGAAGUAUUCCUAAGGAGAGUGAUUGGUUCAAAAAAAGAUCAGUACUUUCUAAACAAGAAAAUUGUGACAAGAAGUGACGUUAUGAAUCUGCUUGAAUCCGCUGGAUUCUCCAGAUCAAAUCCUUACUACAUCGUUAAGCAGGGAAAGAUCAACCAAAUGGCUACGGCUCCUGAUUCCCAACGAUUGAAACUUCUUCGAGAAGUAGCAGGCACUAGAGUAUAUGACGACAGGCGAGAAGAAUCAAAAUCAAUAUUAAAAGAAACAGAAGGAAAACUUGAAAAGAUUGAAGAUUUUUUACGCACUAUUGAGGAACGUUUAAAGACCCUGGAAGAGGAGAAAGAAGAAUUGAAAGAAUAUCAACAAUGGGACAAACAACGUCGUUGUUUGGAAUACACGAUACACGAACGCGAGCUAAAAGAAAAUCGAAGAAAGUUAGAGGAUUUAGAAAUGUCCCGGGCGAACAGCGGUGCAGAACAAGCAAGACUGGGUGCCGAAGCAAAAACAGCACAAGAAAUGGUGCGUGCAGCAACGAAACGCCUAAAAGAAGCAAAGAAAGAAGUUUCCACAGCUAAGGAAGAACGCGAUACCCUCACAGCCGAACAACAGCAAUUGCUCAAAGAGAAAACCAAACUCACCCUAACAAUCAAUGAUUUACUCGAAGAAGUAAAGGGUGACAAUGACAGCAGGAAACGUGCUCAGCAAGAACUUGAAAAGCUGAAGUCGAACAUAGCGGCUCGUGAACAAGAACUUGAAGCUAUCAAGCCGGAAUAUGAAGAAAUGAAACGUGUAGAGGAGGAAUGCACGAGAGAGCUGGCAUUAAAAGAACAAAAACGAAAGGAACUAUAUGCCAAGCAAGGACGUGGUAGCCAGUUUACCAGCAGGGAUGAAAGGGACAAUUGGAUAAAAAAUGAAUUGAGGCAGCUUACCAAACAGAUAAAAGAUAAAGAAGAGCAUCAGAAGAAGAUCAGCGAAGAUCUCAAGAAAGAUGCCGAAAAACAAAUUGCCUUAGAAAAGAAAAUAGAAGAACAUACCCGCGAAAUGGAACGUCAAAGAGCAUCUAUAGAUGAUCACAAUAAACAAUAUUAUGAGCUCACUAAAUCCAAGGACCAGUGUCAAGCCACGCGCAAGGAGCAAUACCGACAAGAGAGUGUCUUGCAGCUCAAUCUCUCAAGUUUGAAGGAAGAUUUAGCAAAGGCAGAUCAGAGUCUGCGGUCCAUGGCUGGAAAACCAAUUCUCAAUGGCAGAGACAGUGUGCGUAAGGUGUUAGAUACUUUCCGCGAACGACGCGACAUGGCUCACGAAGUGAGCAGCUACUAUGGUCCAGUGAUUGAAAACUUUGACUGUGACAAGAGCGUCUACAUGGCUGUAGAAGUGACAGCAGGAAAUCGAUUGUUCCACCAUAUAGUAGAGACAGACAAGUUUGGUACAAAGAUACUUAAAGAGAUGAACAAUCAACGUUUACCAGGAGAAGUUACGUUUAUGCCUCUGAAUCGUUUACACGUCAAAGCCAUAGACUACCCACAAACUGGCGACGCCAUUCCCAUGAUAUCACGCUUGAACUAUGAUCCUAAAUACGAUAGAGCACUUAGGUAUAUAUUUGGUAAAACUCUGAUAUGCCGUAAUUUGGAGGCUGCCACGAGCUUAGCACGUACUUCCGGUCUGGAUUGCGUGACUCUUGAAGGCGAUCAAGUCUCCUCCAAGGGAUCCUUAACUGGUGGAUACUUCAAUACACUGCGCUCUCGUCUAGAGAUUCAAAAAACUAGAUCUGAAUUAAUGGCGCAGAUAAACACUCUGGAGACACAAUUGGCCAGCUUGAAAGAGGAGAUCAGAACAGCUGAUCAGAGUAUUAGCUCAUACGUUAGUGAGAUGCAACGUACUGAGACUAAGAACAGCAAGGCCAAAGAUAUAUACGACAAGAUGAAAGCUGAGAUACGUUUAAUGAAGGAGGAACUCAGCGCGAUAGAAAGAUAUCGUACACCUAAAGAAAGAAGCCUUGCACAGUGUACAUCUAAUUUGGAAGCAAUGCGAGCUACAAAGGAAGGUUUGGAAAGUGAAUUACAUCAGGAACUAAUGGAACAAUUGUCUGUGACUGAUCAGCACCAGGUCGAUACCCUGAACGAUAAGAUCAGGAGCUUGACUAAAGAGAACAAGGAGGCCUUUGCCAAAAGAAUGCGACUUGAGGCUGAGAAAAAUAAAUUAGAAAAUUUAUUAACUAACAAUCUAGUUCGUCGUAAGGACGAAUUGAUUCAGGCUUUACAAGAAAUAUCAGUGGAGGAUCGUCAGAGACAGCUUGAAUCCUCGAAAGCUCAGCUGGCUGAUAUAGAGAAGCGACUUGUCAAAGUGAAUGCCGAUUUUAAGGCGCAGAACGAGGCGGUCAAUAUAGCUACGAAGAAACAAAGAGCAGAAUCGGCUGAGGUGGAGAAAUGGAAAAUGAAGGAGAAAGAAGCUCAAGAAAAAAUCGAUGCCGAUGCUAAAGAUUUAGAAAAGUUAGCCAGUAAACUUAACAUUCUUGAACAGAAAAUUGUGGAGUGCACGCAAAAAAUCACUGAACUUGGCGCGUUACCAAGUCAUGAAAUAUAUUCGAAAUUCAAUGGUAUGAGUACAAAACAGUUAUUCCGUGAAAUGGAAAAGGCUAAUAAUCAUUUAAAAAAAUACAGCCAUGUAAACAAGAAAGCAUUGGAUCAAUUCAUGUCGUUCAGUGAUCAGAAAGAAAAAUUAGUAAAACGUAAAGAAGAAUUGGACCGUGGCGAUGAGAAGAUCAAGGAACUGAUGUCUGUAUUAGAACAAAGAAAAUGUGAAGCGAUCCAAUUUACAUUUAAACAAGUGAGCAAAUACUUCAGUGAAGUCUUCAAGAAGUUAGUGCCAUCAGGACAUGCUCAGCUAGUUAUGAGAACAGCCGACGGUGAGGAGGGUGAUGAUGGAUCUUCAGAAGCAGCAGAUUCCGAUCGUUUUAUUGGCGUUGGUAUUCGAGUGUCUUUCACUGGUCACAGAGCUGAAAUGCGCGAAAUGAAUCAAUUGUCCGGUGGUCAAAAAUCUCUGGUUGCCCUGGCCUUGAUCUUCGCUAUACAAAAGUGCGAUCCUGCGCCAUUUUAUCUUUUUGAUGAAAUUGAUCAAGCACUUGAUGCUCAGCACAGAAAGGCUGUGGCUGAUAUGAUUCACGAAUUGAGUUCAGAUGCACAAUUUAUCACAACAACAUUCAGACCUGAAUUACUGCAACAUGCGAAUAAAUUUUAUGGUGUCAAAUUCCGCAACAAGGUGUCUCAUGUCGAAUGCGUGACGCGUGAAGAAGCAGCUGAUUUUGUCGAAGAUGACACGACGCACGGAUAAAAUGGAUUUAUGUUUAAGAACGUUAUAUGGAUUAAAGAGUAUUGCGCGAAUCAUUUUUCGAAGCGCAAUCGAACUGUUUCUAUUAUAAUAGUAAGAGAAUCUGUUCUUCAUUUUGUUUUAGAAUAUUCUUACUGAACAGAAUUUUAUUCAAGCGUAGUUGUAAGAUCUGCUAACGUUAAGCACGGGGUAAGGGGAUUGGCGUUUGAAAAGUUCAGCUUAUUCAAUAUCUUAGAUUUUUUUUACAAACGGACUUUCUUUUUCUUACUACCAUUAACUGUGCAGUGAUUCUUUCAAUGAGUUUCAAACGACUCUGAUAAGUGAAUAACGUGAUUUGGUCAUUUGAAAUAUCAACAAAAUUUUGUUGUCAUUUGAUACAUUCAGAAAACUUCAUUAGUACCAAUGCUGUAAAUUGAUGCAAAUUAUUAUCCAUAUAUUGAAUGUGAAUGAAAUAUUCAUUAUAUAUAUUUCUUUUUCCAUUGCAAAACUAGAAAAAAAAUAUAUAAUUACACUUUGACUUGAAUCGAAAUUGAUCCAAGCAAAUUUCGCGUAGACACUCAACCUCAUAAAUGGUUAAAAUGUCAUAGUAUCUAAAACUUACGGUAUUUUUUUUUUCUAUAAGUUAUCUAUAAAUAAAAUUU